UUUUUAUGCAAGUGUAGCACUGCUCCUAUUGAUAACUCGUACUCUCGGCCUCACCUCACGGCCUGCUCUUUUGAGCCAAAGAGAAGCAGAUGGCUUCUUGCCUCCUCCACCCUUAUCCACCGGGGCUCCCUCACCCUCGCGCCAAUCCCACUCCCGCCUCCCACCAACCCACCCGCCUCAAGUGGGGCCUCUGCCGCCGGCGCCGGCGCCGCCACCUCCUCCGGUGCCUCGCUGCCUCCGCGGUUACCUUGCAGAGGGAACUGAUGCUGCCCAGUCCAGGAACCGCCCAGAACCCCGGCCCGGCGAACCCGCGUAACCUGUUCGACAGAAUGCCUGAGAGGAGCGACGCGAAGAUUGCGAGCGCGGCUAACCUGUUCGACGAAAAGCGUCGGACGAGCGGCAAGAACGCGAGCGUCGGACGUGGCCAGCCCAAGGGCGGCGAGAAGGGCGACAGCGCGGCGUUCGUGGCGCUGGCGCAUGCCGGUAGGCACGCGGAUGUCGUCGAACUCUUCUGCAGGACGCAGAGUGAGGGCGUCACUGUGAGCAGGUUCGUGCUGCCGAGCGUGCUCAGGGCCUGUUCCGGCCUGCGAGACAGCAGCAUGCUCCGAGCCGUGCACGGCCUGGUCAUCAAGUGCGCGCUGCGCCAACGCGUCGUCGUGGGUACUGCAUUGGUCGAUGGGUAUGUUGAUUUUGGAUUGGUGGGUGAUGCAAAGAAGGCGUUCGACGAGAUAAGCGAGGCGAAUGUUGUUUCUUGGAGUGUGAUCAUUGGCAGCUAUGCCCGUUCUUCUCGCUGGGACGAAGUGUGGGAUGCAGUCUGUGCCAUGCAGCGCGCGGGCGUGCUUCCAAAUGUUUCUGUUAUUGUAAUGGCAGUUCAGGCAUGCGGCGCAGUAGGGUGCCUGGUCCGCGGGAAGCAGAUGCACACCAUGGCAGUUGUCCUCGGAUUUGAAAGGAAUGCCACCGUGUGGAACUGCCUCAUUGACAUGUACGGGAAAUGUGGUGACAUGGACAGUUGCAGGAGGGUAUUUGACACAACGAUCAGCAGGGAUCAAGUGAGCUGGAAUACGAUCAUCUCAAGUUAUGUCCGUCUUGGUCUUUGCCAAGAGGCACUAGAGAUGAUUGUUCAAAUGCAAGAGUCUGGUUUCACUAUUGAUCGUUUCACCCUUGGCAGCGGAGUUGCAGCAUGUGCCCACUUGGCUGAUAUAGACAGUGGUCGUGCAUUCCAUGGUUAUUUGAUUAGAAGAGCAUUAGAUACUGAUGUCAUCCGGGGCAGCGCACUUGUUGACAUGUAUGGUAAAUGCGGCUACAUGGAACUUGCUCGAUUGGUAUUUCACAGGAUGGAUGAGAGGAAUUAUGUCUCAUGGGAUGCACUCUUGUCUGGGUUUGUUGAAAAUGGGCUGGUUGAUUCAGCACUUGACAUUUUCAGACAAAUGGAGUCCACAAAUAUAAAGCCUAACCAACAUACCUUCGCUAACCUUCUGAGGCUCUGCGGUGAUAGAAGGUAUAAAGAAUAUGGAAGGCAAAUUCAUGGCUAUGCCAUUAAGGUCAUAAACCAGAUGAAUGUAGUUCUGGAAACUGAGCUUAUCGACAUGUACGCAAAGUGUGGCUGCAUUGAAGUGUCCCAGUUACUAUUUCUCAGGAUGAAUGAGAGGAACUUGAUAUCAUGGAACACACUGCUUUCAGGUUACGUAGGUGAUGGACAACCAGUUGCCACAAUAAACAUUUACCGUCAGAUGGAGCGGGCGUGUGUUAGGCCCGACCAUUACACUUUGGCAGGGCUUUUAAACCUGUGCCGGUUCCACGGGCUUUCGCAUUAUGGGAGGCAGAUACAUGCUCGUCUGAUCAAGAUAGGCUCUGAAAUGAAUGUUGUAUUACAAACUUUACUUGUUCAUAUGUAUUUCAAGUGUAGACGAUGGCGGGAUGCUCACAAUGUUUGCACACUGAUCAGAGAGAGGAAUUCCCAUGUGUACGAAGCAUUUUUCAAGGUAUAUGGAGAUGACUACUUGAUCUGAGGACAAUAGAAUGGCUCAUUAUGGAGUAGAGUUAGAAUAUGUAAGAAUGCAGUUUUCAGUAUUCACUGUGAAUACACAUCUUAGAUGCAGAUACUGUGUUGGGUGUAAACAAGGAUUAGUAGUUUUUGGUGCUCUUUAUCACUAACUUCAGUGACUUGUAUCGUUGUCUUGUAAUUGUUUUAAGAAAGGAGGAAUCAUCUCCUGGAAGAAAGGAAUGAGAGAGAAGAAAAUUACAAUUUUCACCAAUAUUGCUUCUCAGGUUCUGCAUUCAUACUGGUUUGCUGAAGUUUCCUGAGCAUUUGUAUCAAUUUCUUUUUAGAUGUGAGCAUCUAUCUAUGUUACAGAGCAACUGUUUAAUACCUAAGUUCCAAAAUAUUUAUCAAAUCAAGGUUGUGGUGUCA
Phragmites australis (common reed) is the source of this 2410-nucleotide messenger RNA. Its product is annotated as pentatricopeptide repeat-containing protein At2g13600-like. The transcript has a single exon. Gene Ontology annotation, molecular function: protein binding; RNA binding. The coding region runs from base 90 to 2009 and encodes 639 amino acids. The record is from RefSeq and is a predicted model, not a curated record. Lineage: Eukaryota; Viridiplantae; Streptophyta; Magnoliopsida; Poales; Poaceae. Gene Ontology annotation, biological process: RNA modification.